UACAGAAACACAGAUACACAGCGCUAAAAAUGCAAUCAAAGACACACACCACAACCGAUCGACAUGGCUAUAGCCUGCGCUUCUCGCCUUUCGAGGCCAACUAUUUGCUGCUAGCUACAAGCCAAUUGUACGGUCUGGCCGGUGGUGGUUCUCUUUUUCUCCUUAGCCAAAAUGCCACUUCAGACGGGCAGAGCCCCAAUCUGAGUGAAUUGUGCCGUCUGGAGUGGUCGGAUGGUCUGUUUGAUGUGGCCUGGUGUCCCUAUGCCGCCGAUGUGGCAGCCACCGCCUCGGGCGAUGGCUCGCUGCAGAUUUGGUCUGGCUUGGAUGCCGAGGCGGCGGAGGGACAGGAGACGCCCAAGCAGCCGCUGAUCUGUCUGCAGGAGCACAAGAACGAGAUCUACAGCCUGGACUGGGGCGAGCAGUGGAACUACCACACGCUCCUCUCCGCCAGCUGGGACCGCACUCUGAAGCUGUGGGACUGCAACAGACAGCACUCCAUCACGACCUUUGUGGGGCACAGUGAUUUGAUCUAUUGCGCAAAGUUUUCGCCACUGAUCGCAAAUCUCUUUGCAAGCGUGAGUACCGACGGACAGUUGAACUUAUGGAAUUCUCUUGAUUUUGCAGGUAAACCCCUGAUGAGCAUCGAGGCGCACGCCAGCGAAGUUCUCGCCUGUGACUGGAGCCACUUUGAUCGGAACAUCCUGGUGACUGGUGGAUCGGAUGGCCUCAUCCGAGGCUGGGAUCUGCGCAAGAUGCGGACACAUGUCUUUGAGCUGUACUCGGGAGAGUUUGCCGUCCGGCGCUUGGCCUGUUCCCCGCACUCCUCUACGGUUUUGGCAUCGGCAAAUUAUGAUUUUACCACAAGAAUUUGGAAUUUGGAACGUGGCGAAUCCCCACAGGAGAUCAACGAACAGCACACGGAAUUCGUUUGCGGCCUAGACUGGAAUCCCCAUCGUGCCCAUCAACUGGCAGACUGUGGCUGGGAUUCGCUGGCCAAUGUUUAUACACCCAAAUGCCUCAUCCAGGAUGGGGCUGCCUAAGCGAAUGUUCCUCCAGGGAGGAACUGGAAGAAAAAUCGAUACGAUAUGUGAUAAUAGCCAGGCCUACAAGAAAGGUGCACCACCGCAAGACGAUAGAUAGCCCAGCUAUAAACAGCCUCUAAGGAACCAAAGACAAGAGAAGAAGACAGACAGACAGUUAACGAUCGAUCCUCGCGGAAAUGAGGAUCAAAAGGAUCAAAAUGAUGUGUAAAUAGUUGUGUGAUAAAACCGCAGGCAGGUGCUGCUGCUGGUGCUGCAUCAAUGUCAAUAAAA
Messenger RNA from Drosophila subobscura, 1313 nucleotides. It is a transcript of the gene Pex7, whose product is annotated as peroxisomal targeting signal 2 receptor. NCBI's taxonomy places the organism in Eukaryota, Metazoa, Arthropoda, Insecta, Diptera, Drosophilidae. The transcript is spliced from 4 exons. Gene Ontology annotation, cellular component: cytosol; peroxisomal matrix. Gene Ontology annotation, biological process: protein import into peroxisome matrix. The record is from RefSeq and is a predicted model, not a curated record. Gene Ontology annotation, molecular function: protein binding. Bases 30 to 1040 code for a protein of 336 amino acids.